Molecule: messenger RNA, 3051 nt
Organism: Mucor mucedo
Lineage: Eukaryota; Fungi; Mucoromycota; Mucoromycetes; Mucorales; Mucoraceae
Product: kinase-like domain-containing protein
Exons: 12
Coding region: 21-2999 (992 amino acids)
Biological process (GO): protein phosphorylation; intracellular signal transduction; microtubule cytoskeleton organization
Cellular component (GO): cytoplasm
Molecular function (GO): protein serine/threonine kinase activity; ATP binding; tau-protein kinase activity
Source: RefSeq, a predicted model, not a curated record
UAUAUAUAUAAAAUAAUAAUAUGCAGUCUACCAUGCCUUCUUUUGCGCCCGACACGCCACAGCCUUACUUCUAUCCACCGACCAUACCAGAGAAUCAUCGAUCCAAUCCAAAUUCUCGUCGAACGUCUACCGCCACAACGAAUAACAACACUUCUCCCAGUCGAUCUUCUCGCUCGAUGCGAGACCGAAGACGUAGUUCGGGAGCCAUUUCAACGCAUUCUUCACAGAAACCGAAAAAAUGUAUUGGAGAUUAUGUUGUUGGUAAAACACUUGGCAAAGGUGCUUCAGGCCGAGUCAAGUUGGGUGUUCAUAGACAUACAGGAGAACAAGUUGCUAUAAAAAUUAUUAGUAAAGCUCAUUUAGCCGCUAAUCCAGCGAUUGAAAAAGCCGUACGACGUGAAAUUGCAAUUAUGAAACUUAUUCACCAUCCUAAUGUCAUGUCUUUGAUUGAUGUCAUUGAUGAUCCAGCUUCUUCCGACUUAUAUCUUAUUUUAGAGUAUGUUGAAGGUGGAGAACUAUUUGAAUAUCUUGUGAGUAAAGGACGCCUUGGUGAAGCGGAAGCUCGACAUCAUUUCCAGCAAAUCAUUUUAGGUUUAGAUUAUUGUCACCAUCAUUUAAUUUGUCAUCGUGAUUUGAAGCCAGAAAACUUGUUAUUGAAUUCAAGAAAUAGUAUCAAGAUUGCUGAUUUUGGUAUGGCUUCGCUUCAACCUUUAGGUUCCAUGCUCGAGACAAGUUGCGGAUCUCCACAUUAUGCAAGUCCUGAAAUUGUUGCUGGUAUGCCUUACAAUGGUUCGUCCUGUGAUAUUUGGUCAUGUGGUGUAAUUCUUUAUGCUUUAUUGACCGGACAUCUUCCAUUUGAUGAUGAGAAUAUUCGACAAUUAUUAAAAAAGGUCAAGUCGGGUAAAUACGUUAUGCCAGACAAUAUAUCUCGUUCAGCUCAAGAUCUUAUCCGACGUAUCUUGGUCGUUGAUCCUUCUAGAAGAUUGAAUAUGCAACAAAUCAUGGCCCAUCCAUGGUUUUGUGAAACCGAACCCAUCAAUAUGACGGUGUUACCUGUCCCACCUACAGAAAAAGAGAUCGGCCAACCUGUAGCUGAUGCAUCCGAGAUCGAUGAUCGUAUCUUGGAAACCAUCAAGUUCUUAUGGGGAGAGACAAGUAAUGAUACGGUUAUCAACGCAUUGGUUCAAAAAGAACAUAAUAUGCAGAAAGUAGUCUAUGUUUUACUGCAGCAACAUGCUGAAAGGUAUUGGCAGGCGGAUCACGACGAUGAAAGUGAAGAUGAUACGGAAGAUACAUAUUCAGAUGCUCCUCGUCGUCGUUACCGCACCAUUGGACACCGAACGGAGAGAGAUAGAAGAUGUUUAUCGAUGGUAGAUACCAAUACAGUCACCUCAGCAUCCUCUAAAAAGAGUCCUGCUGCUGCAGCAGCAGCAGUUGGAAAUCGACCCGUUGCUCCUUGGAUGCCUUCUGAUUCUAUGCCAUCCUCACCCACUUUAUCCAAUCGAAAUGAUGUCUUACGUCGUAACUCGGCCGCUACAGUGAAAGCUGAAAGAUCACCUGCCUUUGAUGAUUUACCAGCCAAUCCACCUUUACCGAACAAUGAAAACAUGUCUGAGGAAAAACGGUCCAAGAUGAAGAAGAGUGAGACAUUUUAUGCUCGAUUUGUCAAGAAUGUUUUGACAUCAGGUCGCAGACAAAGCAAAGAUACAAGGAAUACUGCAGAACAACCUCCUUUUGGUACACCCACAAGUGAGACAGGUACAACCGCUCCUCAGUCAACAAGUAAGCCUAUUGCAGCCACGCUCGUUGGCACACUUCGACGCAAGAACCCCUUCCAACGUGCACCUAUCAAUACGACGGAUUUUGCCAUCUCACCCAGUUCGAUGAACGAGGAACCCGUCUCACCUGUGGUCCCGCCCAAAUCUACGCUUCGUCCGACCAGCAAUAUUUUACAGCGAAAUAAGAUUGAUCCUGCGGAUGAAGAGGACGAAGAAAUUGAGAUGGUGGUGGAAAAUCAUCGUAAAUCCAAUAAGUCUGCUACCUUAAGUUCCAAGCGACUCUCACUUCGAUUACCCAAUGCUUUCCGUACCAGUAGUCAUAAGGAGGGUGAUACUGUCAGCUCGAAAAAAUUUGGGUUCACAUUGGGGUCGAAUUCUCGUAAGCAAAGAAAGCAGCUGGACCUGUCACUUUUCGAGACAGAGCAGCAAAUGAAGGCUGAAGAGCAGGAGGAGAUGCCUCAGAUCGAUUCUCGUCUGGUACCACCACCAAUUUUAUGUGAUGUCAGCAACAAUAAAGGUAUGCCGCCUACGUUCAAGACGGUGAUGCACAAGUCAUCGAAUCCCAAUGUAUUUGCAUCGGGUACACCUCGUAGACCCAGUCAAGCUUCGUUCAAGUCCAUUGACCGUCGUGGUAGUAACAUUAGUAGCUCUACGUUGGGUCAACAACAACAGCAACAACAGAAUCGACCCGCUACACCCAGUUUGCUUUCGAAUAGUUCGACCAUUAACUCUCCUGUUAUAUCCCAUCAUGGCAAUAUCCCAUCGCAGCCUGCUAAAUCGUCUUGGUUAAGCAACUUGUUUAUCUUUAAACAACCCAAGGUGUGUUCGCUUGUUGUUUAUAGUACGCAUACGGCUGGUAUUCUCAGAUCCUUGCAUCGCUUGAUGAAUACAGCAACAGAAGCACGGUUUUACGAGAAGCCUGACCGUACAGGUGUGAUUCGUUAUAAGGCUGAAAUCAAGACAAAGCCCACGGAUGGAUCCAAAGUACGUCAAGUGAAAUGCCGAAUUGAUUUAAUCAUGUCUGAUUUGGACCCACAAAGUUGUGUAGUUCAAUUUACACAACAACAAGGUGAUGGAGUACUUUUGAACACGACAGUUCAACAGCUUCAUGAAGCUAUUUUAAAAGAAUAUCCUUGUCCUUCCAAUAUUAUUCUUUCUUCAGAUUCGUAUAAGGAAAUGAAUUCGGAAAUGACUUCGGGUACUUUGGUUGAAGAAUAUUAGUGUCCCCCUUUCCUUUUGAUAUAAUAAAUACUUAAUACUUACUACUACUUAA